UCUAAACUUUACUGGUCCUUCUCGGCCGUCAAUCGUAAUUGGCUCAAUCAAUCCUCUGUGAAUUUACCCUAAUAUUGGUAUUAGUUUCCUCAUUGAAUUUCGGCAAUGAGUUGUAUGAGAGCUCCUGGUGUUUAAUUUAGCAAAGAAGGGAAGAUUUUGCAUCCAUAGUACUACAUCUUUACAUGCGCAUUUGAUGGGAUCUAUUUACUGAUUUCAUUCUUCUGGGCGGGACGUAGUGAUUGAAUUAUACCGGAAGCUGGUGGUUCAAGGGCUGACUGCUGAGGCCAUGUCGUUCAUGAAAGGAGAUUUGCUGACGAAAACAAGAAAGCUAGUCAAAGGCUUAGCCAAAGUUGAACCCCUCUGGCUUAAAGCUAUGGAGCAGGCACCUCCGGUGACGUUUCCUCGCGCUGAGGGCACGAUUAAGCCCAUGAGUCUGCCUGAGGAUGUUUACAUCAAGAAGUUUUAUAAGAAGUAUCCUGAUUCCAAAUAUCAGGAUCCCAUCAAAAUUUCUGGUUUCAAUCCACCUCCAGCCCGACUAUUUGGCUGGCGAGUACUAGAGUUGACGGAACAGGGAGUUAGUGAAGAAGAAGCAAUGGCUCUGGCUGAUAUGGAAUAUCGGUCCGAGAAAAAGGCCAGAAAGGAGGCUUACUCUCGGUUGAAGCAAAUUGCAAAGCUUCAAGGAAAGAAGCCACCGCCUAAUCCAUAUCCAAGUGCUAUCAAGGAAAUACAGGCUAAAGAAAAGAAGUUUGUAGAUGACCGUUUCCAUAAUCCUGAGACAGUUAAACUUGCGGAGAAAAUGAGGGAGGAGAGGGCUGCAGAUUGGCAGAACAGAAGAGGUGCCGGUGACUGGUGAAAAGCUGGAUUCAACUUUCAUUCUGCGACGUUAGUUCUCAUGCUUUAAAAGAAUUGACUGACCUUGGGAUUACACGGCUCAGCUAGACGAGGAUAUUUUCUCCAUUGCAUUAGAUCGAAGGUUGUGUUUCAAAUUGGAUCGGUUAUAUACAUGACUGUAUUGAUAAAAGUCUCGGGAAUUUCUUGUUAAUCCUCCUCGCCUUUUUUGCUUUAUGAAGCGAGAACGGCUUAGUAUUACAUUAUUGUUGUCAUGCUUUGGGAGUAAUAAGCCAAAGUAGUUUGGAGCAUGAAUAUAGGCUUCAUGAGUUGUGAAUGACCUUACGACUGACAAUUCGCUUUCCUGAUUUUGGAUUUCUGCUCCGGCUGGAUGAUCCUUUAAAUUAUCCCGUUCAAUUA
Coffea eugenioides is the source of this 1248-nucleotide messenger RNA. RefSeq lists its product as uncharacterized. The record is from RefSeq and is a predicted model, not a curated record. NCBI's taxonomy places the organism in Eukaryota, Viridiplantae, Streptophyta, Magnoliopsida, Gentianales, Rubiaceae. The transcript has 4 exons. The coding region runs from base 287 to 853 and encodes 188 amino acids.